GUUGUAUGGCAUUGAAGCUCGUUUGGAGGUCAGUUAACACAGUGUCCAAAGAAGGGACAGAUGUAUACAGAAUGGUGUCGUCUGCGUAGAGGUGGAUCAGGGAAUCACCCGCGGCAAGAGCGACAUUGUUGAUAUAUACAGAGAAAAGAGUCAGCCCGAGAAUUGAACCCUGUGGUACCCCCAUAGAGACUGCCAGAGGUCCGGACAACAGGCCCUCUGAUUUGACACACAGAAAUCUGUCUGCGAAGUAGUUGGUGAACCAGGCGAGGCAGUCAUUUGAGAAACCAAGGCUGUUGAGUCUGCCGAUAAGAAUGUGGUGAUUGACAGAGUCGAAAGCCUUGGCCAGGUCGAUGAAUGCGGCUGCACAGUAUUGUCUCUUAUCGAUGGCGGUUAUGAUGUCUUUUUGGACCUUGAGCGUGGCUAAGGUGCACCCAUGACCAGCUCUGAAACCAGAUUGCAUAGUGGAGAAGGUACGGUGGGAUUCGAAAUGGCCGGUGAUCUGUUUGUUAACUUGGCUUUCGAAGACCUUAGAAAGGCAAGGCAUAUUGCGUUAUAGCGCUGAUGCUGUGAAUAAUGCAUUAUGCAUAGCUCAUAUUGCGUUAUAAAUGCUCCUAUAGGCUUAGUGUUUCGACUCAUGCAUGCUACUGUACAGUAUUUCACAUUUGAAUUUGGGGGAUGACAAACUCUUUUAACCAGCCCAUGUCUUCAUCAUCACAAUAAAUCACGUCUCAAUGUACACUACCGGUCAAAAGUGUUAGAACACCUACUUAUUCAAUGGGUUUUUCUUUAUUUUUACUAUUUUCUACAUUGUAGAAUAAAAGUAAAGACAUCAAAACAAUGAAAAUAACACAUAUGGAAUCAUGUAGUAAUCAAAAGUGUUAAACAAAUCAAAAUAUAUUUUAUAUUAUUCAAGUAGCUAUCCUAUGCACACACUCUUGGCAUUCUCUCAACCAGCUUCACACGGAAUGCUUUUCCAACAGUCUUGAAGGAGUUCCCACAUAUACUGAGCACUUGUCAGCUGCUUUUUCUUCACUCUGUGGUCCAACUCAUCCCAAACCAUCUCAUUUUGAGAUGGUUGGGGGAAUGUGGAGGCCAGGUCAUCUGAUGCAGCACUCCAACACUCUCCUUCUUGCUAAAAUAUCCCUUACACAGCCUGGAGGUGUAUUGGGUCAUUGUCCUGUUAAAAAACAAAUGAUAGUCCCACUAAGCCUGAACCAUAUGGGAUGGUAUAUCCCUGCAGAAUGCUGUGUGUGUGCCUUGAUUUCUAAAUAAAUCACAGACAGUGUCACCAGCAAAGCACCCCCACACCAUAACACCUCCUCCUCAAUGCUUUACGGUGGGAAAUAUACAUGCGGAGAUCAUCUGUUCACCCACACAGUGUCUCACAAAGACACGGUGGUUGGAACCAAAAAUCUCCAAUUUGGACUCCAGACCAAAGGACAGAUUUCCACCAGUCUAAUGUCCUUUGGUCUGGAGUCCAAUGUUUCUUAGCCCAAGCAAGUCUCUUCUUAUUAUUGGUGUCCUUUAGUAGUGGUUUCUUUGCAGCAAUUCAACCAUGAAUGUCAGAUUUACACAGUCUCCACUGAACAGUUGAUGUUCAGAUGUGUCUGUUACUUGAACUCUGAAGUAUUUAUUUGGGCGGCAAUUUCUGAGGCUGGUAACUCUAAUGAACUUACCCUCUCCAGCAGAGGUAACUCUGGGUCUUCCAUUCCUGUGGCGGUCCUCAUGAGAGCCAGUUACAUCAAAGCGCUUGAUGGUUUUUGCCACUGCACUUGAAGAAACUUUCAAAGUCCUUGAAAUUUUCCAUAUUAACUGACCAUGUCUUAAAGUAAUGAUGGACUGUUGGUUUUCAUUGCUAAUUUGAGCUGUUCUUGCCAUAAUAUGGACUUGGUCUUUUACCAAACAGGGGUAUCUUCUGUAUACCACCCCUACCUUGUCACAACACAACUGAUUGGCUCGAAUGCAUUAAGAAGGAAAGAAAUUCUUCAAAUUAAGUUUUAAGGCACACCUGUUCAUUUAAAUCCAUUCCAGGUGACUACCUCAUGAAGCUGGUUGAGAGAAUGCCAAGAGUGUGCAAAGCUGUCAUCAAGACAAAGUGUGGCUAUUUGAAGAAUCUCAAUGUAGAAAAUAGUACAAAUAAAGAAAAACCCUUGAAUGAGUGUGUGUUCUAAAACUUUAGACCGGUGGUGUAGAGAUGGAGAACAUAGAGACUUCCACUAAAUAUAAAAGGUUCUUGUGUUCCAGAGAUGUGUCAGAUGAUCCUGAAGACAAAGCAGUCACCAGUGGUGUUUAAGCUUCUCGCAUUGCUCUCUUGGCAUUCCCUUUUCUUCUCCCAGCCACCUGUUUUUUUGUCGGUUGCCCUCUUUCACACCCAUUCACUGCAAAGGAGGCCAGUAUAAAUAGCUGUGAUUCAUGAAGGGAGAAAGAGAAUAAGAAAGCGAGACUGAAAGAGAGGAGAGGGAAGAUACAUCACACAAGAUUGGCCUUGCAAAAGCAGUUCAGAGAGAGAUCCUGAUAUCUGGGUUUCCCACUCCUUUGGUUUGAAGACAAUGUGGCGGGCCCUCAUGUAUCAGCUUGCUCUGAUUCCUCUCGUCCAGGCUCAAAAUGACUACUGCAGAACACACCGUACAUUCAGGGAGCCAGCCAACACUGACAUUAACGUCUACUGUGGCACGAAUCGCAUGGAGCUCCAUAUCUUGCUAUGUCCCGUCUACUUUGGUGGAUACAAUGAAUCACUGAUGUCCCUCAACGCUCAGUACUUCAAGGGAGAAUGCCGGGGGACACCCGAUUGGACUGUCGACCCGCCUAUUCUGAAAUACAACUUCUCCAUCACAGAGGAGGCGGUGUCCGCCUGCAACAACAAAAUAAAGAUCACUCAGGAGGUGGGUUCUGGGCUCUUUGCGGAUUUCUCCAGCAUUCAGUUUGUCAACAUCUCGGGCAUGAUCAACUCUCUGGACCCCAGUGCGGGAACGAUCACCUACCGCCAGGAAAUGAUUUACAAAUUCUCCUGCCGCUAUCCACUCCAGUACUUGGUCAACAACACUGAGAUGACCGUGUCUGGGGUGAGCCUAGCAGUCAAAGACAGCAAUGGGAGUUUCAUCAGUACCCUGAGUAUGACGCUCUACUCGGACAGGUUCUACACAACCCAGCUCAAGGUACCUGAGGGAGGCUUGACGUUGAAGACACGCAUCUUUGUGGAGGUCAAGGCCACCAAUCUCACGGGAAGGUUCAACGUGAUGUUGGACCGAUGCUAUGCCACAACCAGUCCUUACCCCGUCAACAGCACUUAUUAUGACCUCUUUGUUGGGUGUAACCGGGAUGGCCAGACGGUGAUAGGGAUCAAUGGGCAACAGCAGGAAGCUCGUUUCUCAUUUGAGGCCUUCCGCUUCGUCCAGCACAAGAACAGGACAUUGUCCACUUUCUACCUGCACUGCUCUACCAGACUCUGUGAGAGGUCUGUCUGCACCUCCCUGCAACAGAACUGCACGGACAUCAUCAGCUCAAGGAGGAAGCGGGAGGUCCAGGACACGUCUGUGACCGACACAGCCACAGUCAGCUCCGGCCCCAUCCGCACCAAAGUGGACAACGGUGAUACUGUCGGAAUUGUAUCUGAAGUUGUCGAGCAGUUGGGUGGAAAACACAGAUCCUUGCAGGGUGUUGCCAUAGCAGCAGGGAUUGUUGGCGCGCUCUGUAUCUCCAUGGUAGCCUUCAUUGCGUACUGGAUCGUUGUGCCAAGGACCAUUGGGGCCACAGAGAAGAGAAUGCUCUUCUCUACAAAAGAGUGACAGUUUAGGGGAAGGUUUUGCCCUGUUACUCUGUCCUAGUUCUUAUCAUCACUGACUUAAAGUAGGUGGGUCAGUGACAGUGCAAUUACUUAAUGAAUACAUCUGUAACCUGCACAUAUAGCACUGCAUGUUUAAAUAGUUUAUUUCCAUUUAAAGUCUGGUAUUAUGGGCUAUCUUCUUUGUCUGGGGUUAAGGUCAAGUAUAAAUGGAUGCUAUUCAAUAUCUAUCAUAAUCCAAAAUGUCAAAUCAAACAUGACUACCUAUUUUGGUGUAUUAGUUUUAAGGGCUUCUUCAAUGCUGUCCAUCAAAUCAUAUUUAAAUGCAUUUUUUCUAUAACCUGUCUUUCAAUUUCCCAGUCUAUACAAAUACUGGUGUAUAAAACCACACUCGAUAAAGUUUUUAAAAGUAAAAUAUAAUAAAUGGCCUGUUUUUC
Salvelinus fontinalis (brook trout) is the source of this 4218-nucleotide messenger RNA. RefSeq names its product zona pellucida-like domain-containing protein 1. NCBI's taxonomy places the organism in Eukaryota, Metazoa, Chordata, Actinopteri, Salmoniformes, Salmonidae. The coding region runs from base 2550 to 3785 and encodes 411 amino acids. Gene Ontology annotation, cellular component: cell surface. The record is from RefSeq and is a predicted model, not a curated record. The transcript is spliced from 11 exons.